UAAAAAUGUUGGAGAAUGUUUUCUAAUCAAAUUUAUCAUUUUGUCUUUUAGUCUUAUUAUACCCACCUCUUUCAGUCUUCACUCUUGUUCUUCUUCCUCUUCAUUUUCACAGCAACUUUCUCCCUAUUAAUCAUUCGUACCAUGCAGAGAUUCUCACUUCUCUUCCACAAACACAGUCUUUUCAACCUUCCAUUCAAAAAAUCAUCUCAAAUUAGCCGCAAAAAUACCACAUUACACCACCUCUUCUCUGCUACUACGAUUUCUUCUCAACCCUCUUCACACUCACCACCAACACCAAACCCUAAACCCCAAAAAUCCAAAACCAGCAACACCAUUACAAAAAACGACCAAUUCGGUCUCGUUCACCUUGAAUCUAUUACAAACAAUUCCAUCGAUCAAACCAACGACGAGUUUGCUUCUGAUGUUGAAAAGGUUUAUAGAAUACUGAGAAAAUACCAUUCCAGGGUUCCCAAAUUGGAGCUUGCUUUGAAAGAAUCUGGAGUUGUUGUUAGGUCUGGAUUAACAGAACGAGUAUUGAAUCGUUGCGGUGAUGCUGGGAAUUUAGCUUAUAGGUUUUUUUCCUGGGCUUCUAAGCAACAAAGUUAUAAACAUAGUCAAGAUGUGUAUAAGGCUAUGAUUAAGGUUUUGAGUAAAAUGAGACAGUUUGGUGCUGUUUGGGGGUUGAUUGAAGAGAUGAGAGUGGAGAAUCCUGAGUUGAUUUCGCCGCAAGUGUUUGUUAUUUUGAUGAGGAGAUUUGCUUCUGCUAGGAUGGUUCAUAAGGCGAUUGAGGUGUUAGAUGAAAUGCCUAAGUAUGGUUUUGAGCCGGAUGAGUAUGUUUUUGGGUGUCUUUUGGAUGCUUUGUGUAAGAAUGGUAGUGUUAAGGAGGCUGCUUCGCUUUUUGAGGAUAUGAGGUAUCGGUUUCCGCCGAGUGUUAAGCAUUUUACUUCGUUGUUGUAUGGUUGGUGUAAGGAAGGGAAGCUCGUGGAGGCGAAGCAUGUGUUGGUGCAAAUGAAGGAUGCGGGUAUUGAGCCGGAUAUUGUGGUGUUUAAUAAUUUGCUUGGUGGGUAUGCUCAAGCAGGGAAAAUGGUGGAUGCUUAUGAUCUUUUGAAAGAGAUGAGAAGAAGGGGAUGCGGGCCGAAUGCAGCGUCGUAUACUGUUUUGAUCCAGUCGUUGUGUAAGUAUGAGAAAUUGGAGGAGGCAAUGCGGAUGUUUGUUGAAAUGCAGAGAAAUGGUUGUAAGAUGGAUGUCAUAACGUAUACGACGUUGAUAAGUGGGUUUUGCAAGUGGGGGAAAAUUAAAAGGGGUUAUGAGCUUUUGGAUCAGAUGAUACAAGAAGGGCAUUUGCCGAAUCAGCUGACUUAUCUGCAUAUCAUGGUGGCUCAUGAAAAGAAGGAAGAAUUGGAAGAGUGUAUUGAACUUGUGAAUGAGAUGCAGAAGAUUGGUUGUGUUCCUGAUCUUAAGAUCUAUAAUACAGUCAUUAGGUUAGCUUGCAAGUUGGGAGAGGUCAAGCAAGGUGUUCGGCUUUGGAAUGAAAUGGAAGCGAGUGGACUCAGUCCGGGUAUCGACACCUAUGUCAUCAUGAUUAAUGGGUUUCUUGAGCAGGAUUAUCUAGUUGAAGCUUGUGAGUAUUUCAAAGAAAUGGUUGGGAGAGGACUUUUUGCCGCCCCUCAAUAUGGUACUUUGAAGGAGUUGAUGAAUUCUCUUUUAAGAGCUGAGAAGCUUGAAAUGGCGAAAGAUGCUUGGAAUUGUCUCACUAGUUCUAAAAGUUGUGAGAUGAAUGUGAGUGCAUGGACAAUCUGGAUUCAUGCGCUGUUUUCGAAAGGACAUGUGAAGGAGGCUUGUUCAUUUUGUAUAGACAUGAUGGAUAACGAUUUAAUGCCACAGCCAGAUACUUUUGCAAAGCUUAUGGGCGGUCUGAAGAAACUGUAUAACAGAGAAUUCGCAGCAGAAAUCACUGAGAAAGUGAGGAAAAUGGCUGCUGAUAGACAUAUCACUUUCAAGAUGUAUAAACGGAGAGGAGAGAGGGAUUUGAAAGAAAAGAUAAAGGAGAAAAAAGAUGGAAGGAAGAGGAGAGCUAGACAACGCCGUUGGGGUGGAGGCCAACAAAAAGCAUUAUAAUUUACAGGAUUCAAGUUGAAGUUUCACAUGCAACACUUAGGUUUUCCCGGGGAAUAUGAUUUCUGCUCAAAAGUUGGUUAAGUAAUUCAAUUGAAUGGAAAUUAAGUGCUGUGAAUGGUUUUGACUUAAGGAGAGAUGAGCAUAACUAGAUGCCACUAGAGUAGCUGCUUUUUUCUUUAAGAUUGAAGUCUCACUUUCAAACUGAUCCAAGGGAGGUAAUGUUAUCGGUUUAUUGUUCGGUAAUCACACAUUUUGCCGUUUUUAUCUAUGAAGAAGAGAGGUCUUCAGGAUGGAAAUUGUGUUUGCAGUAAUUUACAGUUCUACUUAAGCUUAACAAAGUUCGAAGCUAGAAUGCUUCUUCUUUACACCAACAUUAUGUGCUGGACAGCCUAUUGGAUGAAACAAAUAUUUUUUAGAAGAGACAUUGAAAGUGGCAAAGGAAAUGGUUAAAUGUGCCAGGGGAUUCAAGAUAUUGUCCUGCUUGUUUUAUGAUGUGUUAUUCCUUUCACCAUUGAUUUUAUUUACUCCCUACUUAGACAGGAAGAGAGAGUACAGAAAAAAUGUACAUGUACAAAAGUACUAGCCAUGGUUAGAAUAUAGGCAGAAAGUUCCUCUUCCAUGAGCACAUGUUAAUAUUUUUCAUUGAAAAAGUUCCUCUUGUUUCUGCAGAAGCUAUGAGUAAGAAAGAGAUAUACAUUUGGAAUAUUUCGUACCCUUAGGGAUAUUAUGCUGGUGAUCGUUUGAUUUGUGAGCUAUUAGAUUCAAAAUGGACAUUUUUCCCACUGUAAUUUAUAUUGAAAUUUGUUGAAGGAUGAAAGGCAUGAUCAUGUCAUUGAGUAAGAAUUAGAAGGUAUAUAUCAAGUUAGCAUACACAAUUUUUAUGGGGUUAUGGUCGGAUAUGGUCUCUUUUGUGUUGUUAGAUAUUUAGUUUAUUCAUAUUUGUAUAAGCUGUUGUCUAUAUGGAUCAAUCAUUGCCAUUAGACUACUUGUCAACAACCCCAAGCAAGUUGUGAUAUGUUAUCUAGCAAAGCUUUGAGUUUCACAUAGUAUCCGGUACAGAUUAGAUUUUAAGUUUGACUUUACUUUCCUUUUCUUUUUUUUUUUUAAAUAUAGCCCUACCUAUUAACCUAUUUAAAAGUUUAAUUGUUUUAAUAUUUUUUAAAAAGAAUAUUUUAUGCACUUCUAAAACAUUUAUGAAACAAAUAAAUAACAUGAAUUGUGUUAAGAUUAUAUAUAUGGGCACACAUGUGUCCGCUUUUUUAGUGCGCAAAUAGUGAAAAUAUAAAUAGUACUUUUUAUGUAUUUAUUUUUAAUUAUUUAUAAAAUAAUAAAAAAUGGAAUGAAAGAGAUAUAAAAAUUGUUUUAUUAAAAGAGAAGUUAAAGUUAAAAAUAAAAAGUGAA
This is a messenger RNA of Vicia villosa (hairy vetch), 3519 nucleotides long. RefSeq names its product pentatricopeptide repeat-containing protein At3g49730-like. The record is from RefSeq and is a predicted model, not a curated record. Gene Ontology annotation, molecular function: protein binding. Lineage: Eukaryota; Viridiplantae; Streptophyta; Magnoliopsida; Fabales; Fabaceae. The transcript is spliced from 2 exons. Bases 142 to 2118 code for a protein of 658 amino acids.